GAAGCAUGCCGGGACCUCCAGGUCUCCAGGCCUGAACCGGCCUGGUGGGAGGGAUACCCUGCAGAACGCUCGGGCGCCCCUGACACGACACCGCUCCUCCUCAGAGAGCACACAGCCCCUACCGAAGCGAUCCCAGGGGUAUGUAUGGAGUCCGCCACACACCGGCUUCCCGCCACUUCCUUCAAACCACACGGAGCUGAAGGAGGAAGGCGGCAGCACCGGCUCCUCGGAAGCGACUGAAAUGCGCCUCUGCGAACAAACGCAAAGGCGGGCUGGAUCGCACUCCUGAUUGGCUGGCCGCGGGGUCGAAAGGGAGCGCUUGGAUUGGCGGAGAUGUAAGGAUGGGCCGACGCGGAGGCGCAACUCGUGAUUGGUGGAUGCGCAGUCCCCAGGGCGCCAGCGAUUGGUGGCUGGCCGAGUGCGCGGCGCUGAUUGGACAGCGGUGGUAAGGCUGAAGGCCGGCUUUGAGUCCGCCCCGCCGCCUGGCAUACUGGCGGAAGGGGAAGGGGGGCAGGCGCGGUGGGGAAGAUGGCGUACCAGAGCCUCCGGCUGGAGUACCUGCAGAUCCCGCCGGUCAGCCGCGCCUACACUACCGCCUGCGUCCUCACCACCGCGGCCGUGUUGGAAUUGAUCACACCUUUUCAGUUAUACUUCAACCCUGAACUAAUUUUUAAACACUUUCAAAUAUGGAGGCUAAUCACCAAUUUCUUAUUUUUUGGUCCAGUUGGAUUCAAUUUUUUGUUUAACAUGAUUUUUCUAUAUCGUUACUGUCGAAUGCUAGAAGAAGGCUCUUUCCGAGGUCGGACAGCAGACUUUGUGUUUAUGUUCCUUUUUGGUGGAUUUUUAAUGACUCUUUUUGGUUUGUUUGUGAGCUUAGUUUUUUUAGGCCAGGCCUUUACAAUAAUGCUGGUCUACGUGUGGAGCCGAAGGAACCCGUACGUCCGCAUGAACUUCUUUGGUCUUCUAAACUUCCAGGCCCCCUUUCUGCCCUGGGUGCUCAUGGGGUUUUCCUUGUUGUUGGGGAACUCAAUUAUUGUGGACCUUUUGGGUAUUGCAGUUGGGCACAUAUAUUUUUUCUUGGAAGAUAUAUUUCCCAAUCAGCCUGGUGGAAUAAGAAUUCUGAAAACACCAUCUCUUUUGAGGACUAUUUUUGAUACACCAGAUGAGGAUCCCAAUUACAACCCACUACCUGAAGAGCGGCCAGGAGGCUUCGCCUGGGGUGAGGGCCAGCGCCUUGGAGGGUAAAGCAGCUGUGCCAAUUUAUGAAACCCAUCUGAGAAGGACUCAGUGAAAUGCCCAUUGGGAUUCUUUUAUCCCUUGUUGCGAAAGUGUGGACACUUUUGACAGCUUGACAGAUUUUAACUCCAGAAGCACUUUACGGAAUGGUACACUGACUAACACAGAAGACAUUUCCAGCAGUUUGCCAGGGGUUCCUCACUAUGCUGGUACUAAAAGUAUAACAACCUCUUGGAGCCAAAAAACUGGAGAAACAGAUACCCUGCCGCCUCUAACAAGUACAUGGGUACUUGAGCUCUGGCAUAAGGCAGGGCGUCUCCUCCUCCGCCUCUUUGAUAGACAAGGCCGUGGUGUAAAUGGAAGUUUCAGAGAGGACAAAAUAAAACUGAAUUCCAUCUCUCUCACACUGUA
Molecule: messenger RNA, 1647 nt
Organism: Peromyscus eremicus (cactus mouse)
Lineage: Eukaryota; Metazoa; Chordata; Mammalia; Rodentia; Cricetidae
Gene: Derl2
Product: derlin 2
Exons: 8
Coding region: 529-1245 (238 amino acids)
Biological process (GO): endoplasmic reticulum unfolded protein response
Cellular component (GO): endoplasmic reticulum membrane; Hrd1p ubiquitin ligase ERAD-L complex
Molecular function (GO): ubiquitin-specific protease binding; misfolded protein binding
Source: RefSeq, a predicted model, not a curated record